CGAGUACUGAAAUGUACGCUGUCAUCUUUCAGGUUUUUUUGGCGAGGCCUCAGGGACGGAGUCCGUUUGAUUGUUUUUCAUUUUUUUUGGCAAUUGACCCCUCAGGACAGAGCCCACUUAUGUUUUGUUUUAUGUUGAAACAAAAGAAAUUCUUCAUUCCUUAUCACACAUAGUCUAUUGUAUACACGUACUAUGCACUAUGAUCCGCCCGAUAUAUCACCUGAUACAUGAUAACAUAUGCUUGUCUAUUCUAAUCCGUAACAUAUAUUACUACUAUAUUCUUACUAGAUGUCAAAUCGAGAUUGGAGAGAUUCUACGUUCCAAUCCCCAACGGCGGACGGAUAUGGACCCUCAAAUUGGAGUCCAAAAAGCCGAACACACUUCCCAUUGUCAUGGUUCACGGGUUCGCAGCCGCAGCAGGGCUUUUCUUUCUAAAUUUUGAUGCCCUCGCUGAGCACCGAUCUGUCUAUGCGUUCGACGUACUCGGCUUUGGGCGAAGUUCUCGGCACGAGUUUAGCACUAAGCCAGACGUUGUGGAAGAAGAAUUCGUGGAUUCCAUCGAAGAAUGGAGGAAAGCUGUAGAGCUGAAGGAAUUCAUCUUGCUGGGACACAGCUUUGGCGGUUUUCUGGCGGCCUCCUACGCUAUCAAACAUCCCAGCAGAGUCAAGCACCUGAUACUGGCCGAACCCUGGGGGUUUCCAGAGAAGACAGAGAAAGCUGCUAAGGAGUUUCGAGCUCAGACGCCGUUCUUGACGAAGAUUAUGGAUCCUGUACUGUCACACUUUAGCCUCUUGAUGCCCUUUCGACUUGCAGGUCCAUGGGGUGAGCACUGGUAA
Branchiostoma floridae (Florida lancelet) is the source of this 836-nucleotide messenger RNA. RefSeq names its product 1-acylglycerol-3-phosphate O-acyltransferase ABHD5-like. Bases 393 to 836 code for a protein of 147 amino acids. NCBI's taxonomy places the organism in Eukaryota, Metazoa, Chordata, Leptocardii, Amphioxiformes, Branchiostomatidae. Gene Ontology annotation, cellular component: lipid droplet. The record is from RefSeq and is a predicted model, not a curated record. The transcript has 2 exons.